CCCUGUAAAAAAAAAAACACGAACUCACUAUGAUCUCGCAGUACCCGUUAAUGCGCUCCCUAUGAUGUGUAUAUUUGGAUACCAUACCUAUCAUCAACAGAGCUCAUUGCAGCAGUUUUAUAAGGUUUAAGAUUAUUUUCCCUGCUUGGAUACUAGGCUACUGACUAGGGCAUUGGAUAUGUGCACACGGGAUGAUGAAAACCCCUUUCCUCCCCGCAGAAGUAAGAUAAAAUAGGGUUUCGCUUACAUUGGAUUUACUCCUCUCAUUCCAUAUGAAGAAGCCAAAAAUUUGGAUACGCGUCUGUGUCCAUUUAUUGCUGUGCAUCACACUUGGAGUCCAGUCAAGUGAAUUUGGAAACACCGUAACAGAUGACAUCACAAGAAUUUCACUAUUGAAACAAAAUAUACCUAAAGAUUACAAGAUUCCUGUGACAUACGUUCCGAAAGAAGUGGGUGGAAUGUGUUGGGUAGCGCUAAACGUUUUCCACUUGGAACUCAGUUUACGAGGAUUAGCAGACAAGUUUGGAAGCAUUUCGUCCAACAAAUAUAACAUCAGCAUAUUGAUCGAAAUGCUGAAAGAGACAAGAUAUCACAUGAAGAACUUGGAGGCGAUCACGUAUGAUUUUGAGUGCCACUACAGAAAUGAGCAAUGGCAGACAGGACACUAUUUUCAUUUUGUGGAAGAUUUUUUAAAAACGGCCCGUUUGAAUAGAGAUUUGCCAGAAGAAUGUGAUCCACCUCCCUGUCCCACAGCAACAAUGGAUACAACAAUAACAACACAAUACCCCACAUCAGUCAACUAUCCUGCCAUAGGAACAGAAUUCAACAUGUCAGCACCAGACUCCGAAACCUGGAACGAGCCUCUAAGAUUCCUGCCAGAAGUAGUGGAGAGAAGCCUCCUGUCACUACUUGUCAUUCCUAUUGCAGCCGUUGUAUUUCUGUUUGCGUGGAAGGUGAAAUCCAGGAGGAACCAACAUCAGUCAGAUGAACGGAACUCAGUGGAAGGAGGCCUUUUCACAGGACCAGAAGGGACUUUGGCACCUCCACUAGAUGAACCAUCUGAAAAGAACAGAUUGAACAUCGUUGAGACAGUGUAAUUCAUCAAAUCCUUGGAAAUUGGUGUACAGAGGAAUCUUCUGAGAAAGAGAAAGGAAACAAGCAAACAUAAAACUGUAUUUCUUAUGGAUUUUUGAGGCGAAAGACUUGCUUCUUUCCUGUCUAGAAACUGCCAGUCCUCACAUACUAGAACCAGAGAAUGACAUUGUAUAGAACAUCUUUGUUUUUCUUACAAGAAUAUUAACCCGUCGUCUACCAUCAAAUUUUGUCAGAAGAAGCUGAAAAGGAGACCGGAUUGUCAUGGAAACAUCUAGAGGCACCAAUAACAGUCGAAAUAUGACUCAAAUCACCCAUAACUGCUGAAAACACAGUAAACUUUACGGGACAAAGUUGGUUUCACAAGCACUCCCAUUUGCACUUUGUGUGGGUUUGGCUGGAGUGUAGAUACCAGAUCUACUCAAGAAUGGGCCAGAAAACAAACCUCUACAAAUGGCUUUCUUUUUUUCGAAGAACCCUUUUUGAUUCCAGGUAGAACUCUUUGGGGUUCCAUGUAGAACCCUUUCCACAGAGGACUGAAAAAUGUAUGACUACCUCUAGUCGCCCUCACCUUCCUAAUCUUCUUCUCAGCAUCUCAGCAGCAUUCUACUCCAUUUCUAUCUUCAUCUGGGUCUCCAUUGGACAUUCCCUGAGAACAAAUGUUGAAAUUAGUUAGCUAGAAAUAUUCUCAGAUCUAAGCAUCUGUUUUGUUUCAUGUUUUUGGCCGUGUAUGUACCGAAUGGAUGAGGUUGUGUGAUAUAUUUAUUUAUUUACUCAGAAUGCUAACAGCACCGUGUUGCUUCGGUUGAAAAAAACAAAACAGACAAUGAUUCAGCUUAUCUAUAAAAAUACUAAAUGAGCAGGAAAAGGUCUACAAGGGCGCAUUAUAACCCAUUCUUCUGCCAUGCAUUAAGUUCUCAUAAGCAGCACAUAAGCAUGUAUGAACACAUGCAUUAUCUAUAUUAUUAAGACAGCCAUAGAGGGAUGUACAUAUGUAUGUAUGAUGGUGUGGUUAAUUGCUUAUGAAUGGGUUGUACAAAAGGCUUUGGUUGGAGGUGUAAAUGUACAAAAAAAUUGCUGCUUUGACUAACUUACAUUUUACCCAUUAUAUACAUUAAGAAUUCUCCCUAUAGCAAUCAAUGGUCAAGCAAGGGUAGAUACUACAUAUCCAUAUUGAUUUAGAGAAAAAGUUGAAGGGGUCUGAUAACUCUAGGUGUUUCUAUGCUCUCAAUGCACAAGAAAGAGGUGGACUAGCAUUAAGUAAACCAGCACGCUAUCAGAUUCUGGAGACUGAGAUUAACCACAUGUAUCAUCAAUUACAGUAUAACUCGGCUCUGGUAUAUUGCAGCUUAACCACCCAUAAGGUAUAUUCUGUAUGUUGCAUUUAAACAACUGUAUUACAGUUCAACAACAUGUUAAGGUGGCUCAAAGCUAUGAAUUCAAGGUGAGUUAAAAAAAAUAGUUUUUACUUUUCACUCCAAAUCAAAUGUUACAGCUACAAAAAUAUAGAGCAACCUAUUGAAUUGUGUUUCAAAUAGUUGUCAGUAGCCUAUACAGCAAGUGAACUAAGAGAUUCAUUUCUCAAACAAGUCUAAAUACAAAACCCUGAAUAUAACAACGUUUUUUGAGAGGACCAGCAUCUAAAAUGUACCAUGAUUUAGAAAAGUGAUAUGAUCUGUGAGGAGAGUGUCUAGCAAUUAAUCCAGAGAGGAUGCAUUCCAUGAUUCAGAGAUGUAUCACUGUAACUAUUAUAUAAAUUAGAAGAGUACGUAGGAAAUGAUUGGCAUUUUUGCACAAUUCAGUUGCCAUCUUAGGCAUGAUGAAAAUUGCCCAAUCCAUGACAUUAUGCAAUUGCAUAAAUGCAAGCUCUCAAAUAAGCAUGGACUGCUAUUGUUGACAUACAUUGGCAAAGAGAGAGAACUUAAACCUUGUGUAUUAAGUUAGCCAAUGCAAGCUUAACCGUACUUGUACCAACACAUGCAUUCCCUCACUUUCUCCAUUUGGCGUUCUUACCCCUUGUACCUUGUACAAUCCUGGUUUUCUGUCUUGUUUGGAUUUAUGUUGUUGACUCCAUCAUGAAUACAGGUGAUACAUUCAAAUAUAUCAUUAUGCUGUUUGAUCCAAGUGCAGUUGGAUCAUUGUGCAGUUGGAUCAUCAUUUUAUGCACAGUAUUUUGUGUAUGACAUUUCACAAACUCACCAGGAGACAACAAAGUAAGGGCGACAAACCACUGACUAAAAAAACAACAUGGAGAACAAGAGACCAUCUCGUCAAUAGGUGUUGGUUGUCUCUCAGUGACCAUGAACCAAUGGGAUAGAUAGACCAGUCUGAUAAAAAGUGUUGUAGACAAAACCUAGAGAAGAGGUUUAUAAUUAAUAAUGAUCUCCCACCAAUGGAAAUGACCUGGUACUCAUAUUGGCUUUGUGGCACCACUACGUUAACCCAUUACCCUUAUUCCAAUACAUAAUUGUCACUCUAAUUCAAACAAAUGGACCCUAAGCCUAAGUGAAAGCCAUUUGAAAUAUCAGGACACACAUUAGUUAGAGCAAUAACCCUUUUCAUUUGAACACUAAUACCCCACAACACUAAGCUCUUACAAAUCAAUUCUACACUAAAUAACAUGUGACAGAAGAAUGCAUUCAAACUCCAAAUUGCAAUCUUGUCUGCAUGUAAUGUUUUAGGUGUUGUAUUUUGUAUAGGAAACGGUUCCACUGGUAAAACCUGUUAAUUUCAUCAAGUGUAUUUGGGUAAUUUGCCUAUUGGACUUUUCUCUUAGAAGAGUAUUUAUAGUGCAAAAUGGAGUGAAUGUAAAACAAAUACCACAUUGGUGUUCAUAUAAUUCUGAGCAAAAGUGUCAAUUUCAGCAUGAGUAGCUGAAAACGCUUAGUGUGAUUAACUGUUGUUUUGUUGUAUUAAAGCUUUAAGAGAAUGAUUUUAUCCCCAAAAUAAAUGACUUUGUAUUAGGGCUGUCAGAGUUAAUCACUUGACUUGAGUAAAAAAAAAAAUGUAUGUACAAUUUGUUUUUAAAUGAUGAUUAAUCGCAUUGUCAGUAAUUAUUCAGAAUACAAUGAAAACGUCCAAAAUACAUAAUAUAUACAGCUAAAAACAAACAAUGCAAUGUCAAAACAAGUUGACAAUGAGGUUAAAGAAAGUGUGCUUUAUCAAGUUACUUGAUUUUGCUAACCGUUAUUUUGGACAAAAUCAAGACGACAAAUGCUUUUUGUAUAACAAUUGAGCAAAUUUAGAAUUAACGAUUAAUCACAGCAAAUCCAGCGAUUAACUAGAUUUUUUUUUUUAUCGUUUGACAAGCCCGACUUUGUAAUAAGCAUUGUGAUACAUUGAAAAAUUAAACAUUUUUUAUUGCCACAACAAAAACAGUAUGUAAGCUUCUAAAGAGUCAACUUCAGAAGUUUUGCGGGUGUUUUACAUAUUGUAUGAAUGUUGUGAUGAGUUGAAACAUGGUUUAAGCUGUGAACAGAAAUGUGGUGGCAUCCCCCAUUUUCCUGUCUGUCUUAGAGCCUAUGAACACACAGAGAUAGUCAUUGUCCCAAAUGGCACCCCAUUACCCUAUAUAAUUCACUAAUUUUGACCAGGGCCCAUAGGGCUCUGGACAAGAGUAAUGAACUAUAUAUGGAAUAAUAGGGUGCUACCAUGUUGAAAAGAGCAAGAGCCCUGAAGCACUGUUCUGGUAUCAGUUAUAUGUUAUUUUACUUAUUUUGGUUGAAAUGAGUUGAUCCCUGAACAGUGGUUUUGGUCUCUAGCUUAGUGUCCCACUAUAAAAAUAGAAUUCCAUAUUUCUAAUUAUAGAAUUGGAAUUCUGUGUUCCACUCUUAUAGGGGCAACAAACAGGCUUGUAGGCAGGAAGUUAAUCUGGGUGCCAAAAGAAAACAUCAUUCCGACCCAGGCAAACGCUGGGCAACACUACUGUAUUUUUGUAUAAAUGUAAACAAAUGUAUAUGAUGAGAUAUGAAUAAAGUACACAUAUCCAAAUA
Messenger RNA from Oncorhynchus nerka (sockeye salmon), 5084 nucleotides. RefSeq names its product kit ligand a (gene kitlga). Gene Ontology annotation, molecular function: cytokine activity; stem cell factor receptor binding. Gene Ontology annotation, biological process: cell adhesion; positive regulation of cell population proliferation. The transcript is spliced from 10 exons. Gene Ontology annotation, cellular component: plasma membrane. NCBI's taxonomy places the organism in Eukaryota, Metazoa, Chordata, Actinopteri, Salmoniformes, Salmonidae. The coding region runs from base 273 to 1097 and encodes 274 amino acids. The record is from RefSeq and is a predicted model, not a curated record.